This is a messenger RNA of Dermatophagoides pteronyssinus (European house dust mite), 2010 nucleotides long. Its product is annotated as fatty acyl-CoA reductase 1-like. Gene Ontology annotation, cellular component: peroxisome. Gene Ontology annotation, biological process: long-chain fatty-acyl-CoA metabolic process. Gene Ontology annotation, molecular function: alcohol-forming very long-chain fatty acyl-CoA reductase (NADP+) activity. The record is from RefSeq and is a predicted model, not a curated record. NCBI's taxonomy places the organism in Eukaryota, Metazoa, Arthropoda, Arachnida, Sarcoptiformes, Pyroglyphidae.
CAAAAAAUAUAAAUUUCGACCGUGACAUUUCAUUUUCGUUGCUUGUUUUUUCGUUGUUGUCAUCGACUUUUUUCCAAUUUUUCGUUUACUUUCUUUUGGGUUUUUUUUCUUCGUGAAAAUAUUCAGAAUUCCCAAAACCGAAAAUGUUUCAUUACGAAACUUUGAUUGAAACACCACCUUGUUCAACGGAUUUGUCAUCAUCACCAUUACGUUGUAAUAAUGAUGAUAAUAAUCAAACUCGAUUGGAUUUUACCUAUCUACAGGAAUUACUUUUAUCACAAAAACAACAAAAUCAGCAACAAGCAUCAAAUAAUGAUAAAAUCAUUACAAAAUCAUCAACAUUAUUAUCAAAUCGACAUGAAUUUGAUAUAAAAUAUUUAAAUAUUAUAGAUUUUUAUCGUAAUAAAACAAUAUUAAUAACCGGUGCAACCGGUUUUAUUGGUAAAGUUUUAUUGGAAAAAUUUCUUCGUAUUGGUGUUUUGGAUCGUAUCUAUGUAUUAUUACGUUCAAAACAUAAUAAAACACCAUAUGAACGACUGCAAGAAUUAUUGAAUCAAUCACCUUGUUUUCAAUUUAAUCGUCAACAAUUAAAUUUUGAUAAAGUUUUUGCUAUUGAUGGUGAUAUUACACAAAAAGAUUUAGGUUUAUCAUUUGAAGAUCAUCGACUAUUGAUACAACAAGUUAAUAUUGUUAUACAUUCAGCUGCAUCUGUACAAUUUAAAGGAAAUUUACGUAUAUUUAUUGAACAAAAUGUUUUUGGUACUGAUAAUAUAAUGCGUUUAUGUACUGAAAUGAUUAAUUUAAAGUCUGUGGUUUAUGUAUCGACUGCAUAUUCAAAUUGUAAUCUAUCGAUGAUUGAAGAAAAAAUUUAUCCAAUAAAUUAUACAAUACCAUAUGCAUAUGUUAAUGAUAAUAUUGAUGAAUUUAUUGAUGAUAUUAUGUGGAAAUAUGGUAAUAUUUGGCCAAAAUCUGGACAUCAAGCAUUAUGGGGUCGUCCAAAUUGUUAUACAUUUUCCAAAGCAUUAGCUGAAUUAUUAUUAGUAAAAAAAUAUGGUAAUAAAUUACCAUAUGUUAUAUGUCGUCCAUCAAUUGUAACACAUUCAGUAGCGGAACCAACAUUUGGUUGGUGUGAUACUAAAAAUGGUGUUAGUGGUGCUAUGAUUCUUGGUGGUUUAGGUAUUGCACGUACAAUGAUCUUGAAUGGUAAAUGUAAUGCUGAUGUAAUACCUGUUGAUUAUGUUGUCAAUGGUUUAAUAGUAGUAGCUGCACAUACAGCUAUUGUACCUGUUGAACAACGUAAACAAGUUGUUCAUCUAACAUCAGGUGAACGUAAUCCAAUAACAUGGGGUGAAUUAUUAAAUCGUUCACGUGAAUGUGUUGCAACUAAACCAUUUUUGAAACAAAUACGACCAUUAGCAAAAAAACCUGAAACAAUCAAUACAUAUUAUGGCCGAUUAUCACAUCAAAUGACAAAAAUAUUUUCACAUUAUUGUUUUGCAUUAGUAGCUGAUGGUCUGGCAAUGAUUACUGGUAAUAAACCAUUUUUAUUAAAUAUUACUAAACGUAUGCAUUUGGGUUUUGAUACAUUGGAACCAUUUACAAAUAAUGAAUGGCAAUUUCGUUCACAAAAUUAUUUGGAUAUUUUCUAUCAAUUAUCACCACAUGAACAAGAAAUAUUUCGUUCAGAUAUUGGUCAAAUUGAUUGGAUGAAAUAUGUUGAUAAUGCAACAUUAGGUACAAGACGUUAUCUACUGAAAGAAGAUGAUUCAACUAUUGAUCAAGCUAUACAACGACAAAAAUUUAUUAAUUGGGCAUAUGGUUCAGGUGAAGCAUUAGCUUAUUUAGGUAUUUUUGGUACAAUUUGGUGGCAAAUAUUUUCUGAACAUAUUGAACAAAUGUAAUGAUGAUGAUUGAUGCAACAUUUCUUUUCUUUUUCUCAUCAAAUUUGACCUAUUUCUUCUUUUUCUACCUGACUAUUUUGUAAAUCAAAAAUCAAAUCGAUCGAUAUAA